AGAGACUUCGCACCUCAUUUCGAUGUGUGACAUUCUGCCUACGCUCACUUGUGAUGAUCCGACGCUUUCUAUAAAUGGAACCCAUAACAUCGAUUGCCACGAACACUCAAUUAAAUUUUCUACUACCUCAAGGUUCUAUUGGACUACACGACAAGCGGAUACGAAGGAUAGGUGUGAUAGCACGAUGUUUUAUUCGAAGUGGUCCUACGACAUUAAUCAGAAAACCCUUCAUUUCUAGAUCCUCAAGGACGUCUUUAUUGGAUCACACAACGAGCAAAAUACAAAUGGAUAAGGGCUGAAGAUUGAAGCAAAGAGCAUGGAAAAAAUAACUAUUUUGGAUGAAGGUUACCUUUAAGAAACUAGCGGAAACGCAGAAUUUGAAGCAA
This is a messenger RNA of Cylicocyclus nassatus, 386 nucleotides long. NCBI's taxonomy places the organism in Eukaryota, Metazoa, Nematoda, Chromadorea, Rhabditida, Strongylidae. The record is from the annotation of a GenBank genome assembly.